This is a messenger RNA of Delphinapterus leucas (beluga whale), 4734 nucleotides long. It is a transcript of the gene TSKU, whose product is annotated as tsukushi, small leucine rich proteoglycan. Gene Ontology annotation, cellular component: extracellular matrix. The record is from RefSeq and is a predicted model, not a curated record. Gene Ontology annotation, molecular function: protein binding. NCBI's taxonomy places the organism in Eukaryota, Metazoa, Chordata, Mammalia, Artiodactyla, Monodontidae.
GGUCCCCGGGAGGAGCGGGAGUCCGCGCAGCGGGCGAGGGACAGGAGCCCCCCCACCCCAACCUCACAGCUCCAUCCCGCGAGCGGACGGCGCUGGACCCAGGGGCGGGGCCGGGGCCCCUCAACUUUUCCUGGACCCAGGGCGUGGGCAGCGGCGGCCUGACGCCCGGGACUCGGCCAGAGUGAGGAACCCGGACCUAGAAGGGGGCUUCCAGGAGACAAAGGCUGUGACCGGGGGCCGUGGGCGUGGGCCGGCGCCUCUGGGGGCUUUGUGCGGACACGUGCAUCUCGCGUUUGUGGGUCUUUGUGAAUUUGGUCCGGGGACAUGCAUCUGCCUGUGCCUUUGAAUGUCCGUGAUUUGAGGAGGCUGUUUUGCGCCUGUGUCCACGUUUCGUGGGCCCGCGUUUGGUUGUGAGUGCUGGUGGGCGCAUCGUUGUGUCCGCGUACGUGGUCUGUGCCUGUCGACGUGUCUGGGUUGGGUGUCCGUGGAGUAUGUGCGCGCCGAGAGCCAGACACCGCCCCAACUCCUCGCUCCCCUGCUGUCCACCCGGGCCCAGACUUGGCUUCAAACUUUUCUCCGGGUUCCUCGGCAACAGCGCCCGUCCUCCUCCCCCCUGCAGUCCGGGCGGGGGGCUCUGGCAGCCCUCCCCUCAUUCACCUCCAGGGGUCCUUAGAGCCGCGAGGGGAUGGGACAGGAUUGGUGGGUGGGGCAAUCGGCAGCGCCUGAGGACUGACCCGAGCCGAGGCUGGGCAGAGCGUGCCGCACACGCCAGCCGAAACUGCUGGGAGGAGAGAGGUAAGCAGCCGGUCCUGGCCCCCGAUCGGGGGCUGAAGAGAGGAGAGGAGCGGGCAGCUGGUGUUGCCCGCCCCACGCUCCUCGGAGAGAGUGUAUGUGACCGAGAGAGAUGUGUCUGCUUGGCGGAGAGGCCAGCCACUAACCCCCGGCUCCGCUUUGAGAUCCGCUCUCCGUUUGUAUCCUGCCCCGGGUGGGGGGCGGGGGCGAGGGGUGUCGAGCCCUCCAAUCCCGUAGGUGAGAAGGCAACGACGGCUGCCCGCGGCGCCGGCUCCCGGGACCUCCAGCUGGGCUGCUGGGAGGAGGAACCUUGCACACACUAUAGUUUCGAAUGGGAUGUCCACUGGCCCACAAUAUGGCACUGGGCAAGUUGCUCAGCCUCUCUGUGCCGCAAUCACCUUGUAAUGGAAGUGGGUGAGAACUCCCUCGCGGGGCAGAGCGUGCGGUGGCGAUAACCAACGCAGGCAGAGACGGCCUGAGGUGCAGUGCCCGCCCACACUUGGCCUGGGUGAGGGGGUGACUCAGGAGCUUCUGAUCCUCCCUGCCUGCUCUACCCUUCGGAUAAGUCCAGACUUGCAGAGCUCAGGUCUGACCUGAGAAGGAGGGCUCAGGCUGCCGGGAGCCUCCUUUUGAUCCUGGGUGGCAAAGAUAACCCUUUAACACCUUCCCUCCCCUGCCCCUACCCCCACCCACCCCAGUCUUUAACCUAGAAUUUUGCUUGAUGCUGCAGACGUGAAGGAUGGGCACAAGCCACUCGCCUCACCGUGGGCACUUUCCUUUCCCUCUUUGGGCCUCAGUUUCCCUUCUAGAAAGGCUGGUGCUGACAGCCUCUCUCCUCCCUUCCUGUUCCGGCUGACUGGUUGAGAUCCUAGAACCUGGAAACACUUUGAUAUUUAACACCUCCAUUCUGACUUGACCAAUUCCCAGGCACUAAUUUUCUCUUUUGAAGAGGGAGAGGGGAGGUGGCUUUGAAGUUAGGUAGGGAUGAAGUAAGGUGGGCUGGAGCCCCUGCAGCCCAGGAAGGGAAGGCUGGAAAGCAGCAGGCUGGGGAAGCCAGGUGAAUACACCUGGGAGGGAGGCAGGAGGUAUCUCCCACAGAGGGAACUGCCCUGCCCAGCUCUGUGUGUUCUGAAACAGCGCAGGGGUGUUCAGCAUUGUGGACUGUCAGAUGCAAGGUUGGAGAGGGAGGGUUGGAAUUCAAUUUGAGGCUGGGAAGGAAGGCAGGGGCCAAAUAUGAGGGCCUUGAAUGCCAGACCUAGGAGCUGGGAUUUAGGCAGUGGAGAGCUGCUAGAGGGUUUUUUAAGCUGGCAUGACAGGGUGGGGUUGGUAAUUCUAGGAAACCUUCCUCUGGCUUGUGGGUGGUGCUGGAGCCUGGGAGACCAAUCUGGAGGCUAAGUGCUCCAGCCUCUUAGAGUCGGAAGGAGAUUUUCACUUAUUUUCACUUACUUCAUUGCUUCCUAGCUCUGUGGCCUUAGGCAAGUAACUCUACCUCUCUGAUUCUCAGUCUCCUCAUCCUUCAAAAGAGUACCUGCUCUGUGCCAGACCCGGCACCCAAGCUCAAGGACAUAAAAGUGAACCUAACCCCAUUCCUGCCCACAGGAGUACAGACAGAACUGACUAAGCCACUGGGGGCCAGGACGUUAAUGGAAUUUCCACCUGGGGAUUUCGUUGGCGUCAGCUUGAGGGAGCUCACGAUGAACAUAAGUAGGGUUGGAGGCAUCUCAGCAUGGAGCAGCCGGUGGAGACAGAGCCCAUCUCAGCCCACACCAUGCUGUGGCCCCUGCUGCUGUUGCUGGCCGCCGGUGAGGCCCAGACCACCCGGCCCUGCUUCCCUGGGUGCCAGUGUGAGGUGGAGACCUUUGGCCUCUUCGACAGCUUCAGCCUGACACGAGUGGAUUGCAGCGGCCUGGGCCCUCACAUCGUGCCCGUGCCCAUCCCCCUGGACACAGCCCACCUGGACCUGUCCUCCAACCGGCUGGAGACGGUGAACGAGUCCGUGCUGGCAGGCCCGGGCUACACCACGCUGGCCGGCCUGGAUCUCAGCCACAACCUGCUCACCAGGUUCUCGCCCACGGCCUUCUCCCGCCUUCGCUACUUGGAGUCUCUUGACCUCAGCCACAAUGGCCUGGCCGCCCUGCCCGCCGAGAGCUUCACCAGCUCGCCCCUGAGCGACGUGAACCUGAGCCACAACCGGCUCCGCGAGGUCUCUGUGUCCGCCUUCGCCACCCACAGCCAGGGCAGGGCGCUGCACGUGGACCUCUCGCACAACCUCCUCCACAGCCUCGUGCCCCACCCCGCGCGGGCCAGCCUGCCGGCGCCCACCAUUCAGAGCCUGAACCUGGCCUGGAACCGGCUCCACACCGUGCCCGACCUCCGGGACUUGCCCCUGCGCUACCUGAGCUUGGACGGGAACCCACUGGCGGCCAUUGGCCCAGGGGCCUUCGAGGGGCUGGCAGGCCUUACACACCUGUCGCUGGGCAGCCUGCAGCGUCUCCCCCAGCUGGUGCCCUAUGGCUUCCGUGAGCUGCAGGGCCUGCAGGUCCUGGAUUUGUCAAGCAACCCCAAGCUCAAGUGGGCAGGACCCGAGGUGUUCUCAGGCCUGGGCUCCCUGCAGGAGCUGGACCUGUCAGGCACGGGCCUGGUGCCCCUGCCCGAGAAGCUGCUUCUCCACCUCCCGGCGCUGCAGAGCAUCAGCGUGGGCCAGGGCGUGCAGUGCCGGCGCCUGGUGUGGGAGGGCACCUACCCGAGGCAGCCUGGCUCCACCCCCAAGGUGGCCCUGCACUGCAUAGACACCCAGGAAUUAGCUGCUGGGGGCUCUGAUACCUUGUGACGAAUGGUGUGGCCUGGGGCCAUGUAACAGACUUUGCCCUGGGCUCCCUCGGGUCCUGGGUAAUUUAUAUUUUAACGUGCCAAUGCCAGCAGGGACUCUGUAGGCCUGUGUGGCAGCAUCAUUGAAAGAGAGGCUUUGGACCUGGGACCCACACCCAGGAGCAAGAUUUUGCCCGUUUGUCUAUGUUGCUCUCCAGACCAUAAGCUGAGGGUCUUCGAUGCCAAACCAGACAGCAGUCCUCUGCUGUCCUUCCCUACUUGUCCCCAAAGUGCCUUCCCUGAGGCCUGGACCAACCUGACCCAUGACAGGAGGGCGGGCGGGAGGUAGUGCUGCGGGGCAGAGGUCCAGACACUCAGGCAUGGGUUUCUUUUACGACACAGCCCUCUCUUUGCUCUGGGCAUGUGAGGGCUACUUCAUCCUUUUUUCUUCCCCUAGAACUCUGGAUAGAACUUUAUAGAAAGGACUGGAGAAAAAACUCUAGUCCACCUCCUCAUGUGCCAGAUGGGGAAACUCAGGCCGAGGGAAGGAAAAAUGCUAUUCUGAGGUCCUACAGUGGCAGAAGCGUGAAUGGACCCAAUGUCCAGCCUCCCAGCAGGGCCCCUUUGCACUUUUCUCCCCUCUCCCCUUUCUGGGCUCCCCCUUGCUUCCAAGACUCACAUCCUGCCAUUUGUGCCCUUUCCCUGUCGUCCCCAGGAGGAGAGACCAGGGCCUAGGGGGUGGCACUCUGGGCCCAGUAACCGGCUGUGGCACAGGCUAAGUCAGUUCACCUCGGAGCCUCUAGAAGCCUCAGGGAUACCAGUCCCAGCCCUGCCAGUUUCCCACUCUGGGGGGGGGGGCGUCCCCCAGCAUCAAGAAUGGAAAUGCGCCCAUUGACCCCUAAGGUACUGCCUCUAGAUGCAGUCCUGGAGCCCCUCCAGGCCCUGAGCUCCUGAGCUCCCUCAGACCCGACUGGCCCUAUGCCCGACAGCCCAGCUCAUCCUACUGAGAAUGCAGUGAAGGAGGUAGGGGAGAUCCCACCCAUGUUUAUGCUCCGCCACCAGGGUGGCAUCUCAGCUUCCCAGCCCUGGGCUCUCUCCUUAGCAUGGGGUUAAUAAAAGUUGUUGCCUUUUUAA